This is a messenger RNA of Heterobilharzia americana, 1455 nucleotides long. Lineage: Eukaryota; Metazoa; Platyhelminthes; Trematoda; Strigeidida; Schistosomatidae. The record is from the annotation of a GenBank genome assembly.
AUGCACUAUCAGGAUCCUCUAGAGAAAGAUGGUGGAUGGGCGUGGGUUGUUGUUUUUGGGGCAUUUAUUUCACACUUCAUGACAUGCGGUUUUGAAAAAGGAUAUUCAGUUCUUUAUGUCGAAAUUAUUCGCGUAUAUAACACUAGUGCUGCACUAACAGCGGCUCUAGGAGGUUUCGCAUCUGCUAUUCGUUUGCUUCUAGCCCCUUUGUCGGUUUCCUUUAGCAAUAUGUAUUCCGAACAGAAGGUAGCUAUGGUUGGCGGCUUAUUGACAUUCCUUGGCCUUCUCAUAUCAGCAAUGAGUCGCCAUUUCGUCACAUUUUUCAUUGCAUAUGGAGCUGUAUUCGGUUUUGGAUUAACUCUUUCAUAUACUCCCUCUUUGAUCAUAUGCACACAUUACUUCCACAAACGUCGUGCUACCGCCCUUAGCCUUUCUCUUGCUGGAUGUGGCUUUGCAACUGUCGUGAUGCCGUAUUUGUUUUACGUCCUGAUCAGUUAUUAUGGACUACGUGGUGCCAUGAUUAUUCUCUCUGCGUUAAGUCUUCACUACUGUGUUGCUGGCGCCCUGUACUACAAAAAAAAAUCUGAGGAGAAAAAUGUACCAACUUGUGAAGCCUCAAACGUAAAAGUGAGCAUACGCUCACGAAUUACCAACUACCUUGUCUUACUACUGAAGAUCAAAGUUGCCUCAGGAAUAUGGGUGAAGUUAUUUUUGUUUUCAUUCAUCUUAAAUAUGAUGGGUUCGUCCCCUGUAACAACUCUUCUGAUCGAUCAUGCAGAACAGCUGGGGUAUGUUGGCAGUAGUUCAGUACAAUUACUGAUGAUUGAAGGCACUGUACAAUUGGUAAUGAGAAUAGCUUUGGGAUUCUUUUUCGAUAUUCGUUUCAUAAGACCUUAUAGAGGUCUGAUAUGGACUAUUGGGGUAGCUUUCUCCUCUGUGAUAAUUAUUUUCAUCGCAUUCGCUACUGAUUUGAAACUGUUAUCAGCUGUCAUGUUUUUCAGAGGAGUAGCUCUAGCUCUCUACAUCUCUCAGCAAGCUGUAGUUUUAUCAGAUUUAUGUGAAGGUCAACCAGAGACAACUAGUCAGACAAUUGCUAUAGCACAAAUCUGUAAAGGAUUAGGAACUUUAUUUGGAUCUUACUUUGCUGGUUUAAUUAAAGACUAUGCAGAAGAUUAUCGUCCUGCAUUCAUUUUUCUUGGUGGAAUGCAAUUCUUGGGUUUUCUGACAGCGCUUAUUGCAUCUGUGUGGGCUAAAUGGAAUGCACGCAAAGAAAAGGCUUUAGAGGCUACCGAAAACUUAAUCCAUAGUAGUAGUCUAGGCAAUAUAUCCGAUGUAUCAUCUCAUUUUGCCUUAAAUACAAAUGUAACCAGUCCAUCAAAUGAAUUAAUGAAUAAAAUUAUGAUUCUACUUGCACUUCACAAUGGAGUGAUCAGCCACUUGUCACAUGUUUACUGA